AUGCUCGGCAUGGGGAUUUUCCUGCUGAUCUGGUGGCUUUUCUCCCGGCCCGAACCGUAUAAUAGGGGUGGCUCUCACGAAAUCACCACUGGAGCGCCGCGACCGCCGUUCGAUCUUAUAAAAGCGAUCUCGGACCGCGACCACAUACAUGUCGAGUACUAUGGUUCCGCGGCCGCGCGUGAGUUUUGCGUCGCGCACGGAUAUACCGUCUUCAUACCGCGCAGCCUUUCUAGGCGCAAAGUAUACGACCUCGUCAUGAUAAACUCGGAGCUGGACUUUCUUGAGAUCCGUUUAGAUACGCUAUACGACUAUGUCGACUACUUCAUUAUUGUCGAAUCUCCAAAGACCUUCCAAGGCGGAGAGAAGCCUCUUCUACUACGAGAGAACUGGGCCAGAUUCCGUCGCUAUCACGACAAGAUGAUCUAUCACGAACUCACGUUCCCAGCCGCAUUCAACCCACGGCGCGCGUGGGACUAUGAAGAUUUACAGCGAGACGCGACGUAUGAGCAGGUUAUGGUCAAGUUACAGGGACGAAAAGCUCCGAAUCGGGGGGAUGUCAUCCUUGUAGCCGACGUCGAUGAGAUCCCUCGCCCGCAAUCUCUCCUUGUGCUCCGCUCCUGCAACUAUCCUCGCCGCCUGACGCUGGCCUCUAGGUUCUACUAUUACUCUUUCCAGAUUCUACAUACCGGACCAGAAUGGCAACACCCCCAGGCCACAUUCUACGAGGGUCCCCGCACACUAAAGCCCACCAACCUACGCAACGGUGAUGGCGGCUUCCCCUUAUUCCGUCACCGAGAAAAGGGGGUGCUAAACAACGCGGCGUGGCAUUGCAGCAGCUGCUUCGCCACGAUAGAGGAGUUCCUCAACAAAAUUUCUAGCUUUUCCCACGGAUGGAUGAAUGCCGAGCAAUAUAGGGAUAGGGACAGGAUCGCUACCGCAGUGAGGGAAGGGAGGGAUUUGUGGGAAAGGGGGCAGGAUACGUUCACCAAGCUCGAGGGGAACGAGGACGUGCCUCCGCUGGUGCUAGCGGAGCCAGAGCGAUUCGGAUAUAUGAUGAGUCGGGACGGCCCGUCGGCAGGGUUCACGGACUAUCCAUAA
Messenger RNA from Purpureocillium takamizusanense, 1098 nucleotides. RefSeq names its product Beta-1,4-mannosyl-glycoprotein 4-beta-N-acetylglucosaminyltransferase. Gene Ontology annotation, molecular function: beta-1,4-mannosylglycoprotein 4-beta-N-acetylglucosaminyltransferase activity. Gene Ontology annotation, biological process: protein N-linked glycosylation; N-acetylglucosamine metabolic process. Bases 1 to 1098 code for a protein of 365 amino acids. Gene Ontology annotation, cellular component: membrane. The transcript has a single exon. The record is from RefSeq and is a predicted model, not a curated record. Lineage: Eukaryota; Fungi; Ascomycota; Sordariomycetes; Hypocreales; Ophiocordycipitaceae.